AUGGUUGGCGUUCCUGGUCGUUCCAAAGGUUGCCAGAACUGUCGGCGCCGACAUGUGAAGUGUGAUCUCAAGAAACCCCAGUGUGGACAAUGCACCAAAUCGCAGCUAGCAUGUGGAGGCCCUCUUGACCUUGCUUUCGUCGUUUACGAUGGCGCACAUAGCCGCGACGAGCAUAAGCCGAGCACUAGCAACGAUCCAGGUACAUCACUGGUGAAACACAAAAAAGAAGCAUCUCGUCCGGGAAGCUUCGAGGCCGUCUUCAGUUUGCCACAGGCGCGUGAUGAAGUGUUUACCGCAUUCACGCGUCACCACCUGCUGCCUGAAAAUGGACAUAUCGUUGUUCCUCGAGACGCGGGUGGUAGCAUUACUACGCGAUGCUUCCAAGCGCUUUCUUACACAUAUUUCGGUGUCAAGCAUCACGACCAGUACAUCACACAAGAUGGCCUUGCCAAAUACGGUCGAGCGCUAGGUGUGCUCAACGGCACGCUAGCGAAGCCACAAGCCGCACACUCCUUUGAUGUUCUCGGAUCUGUUACGAUCAUGGCAAUAAUAGAAUUCUUAGUCUCAAACCACGAAGACGGCUGGAUGAACCAUGCGCGGGGCCUCGAACGACUUUUCGAGAUACGAGGUGCACGUCGAAUGAUGUCUCUGCCGUGCCUGAUGAUACUGGAGCAGACCCGACCAGCAAUUAUAUUCGCUGCCAUUGUGCUGCACAAGUCCACAAUUCUCGCAAGCCCCGGAUGGAAGACUUUGCCUUGGUCGUUGCACCCUGAACACAUUGACGACAGAAAGAAACUGUUCGACAUUCUCAGUGACUGUCCGGACCUCUUCGUCACACGCGAUCGAGUAUCAAAAUUCGUUGACGGUAGUCAGAUAAUCAACGCAAUGCAGAAUCUCGCCACGAAAGCACGUAGCAUCCUACACGACCUAGAGCUAUGGGGUCAAGAUUGGGAUUCUGAUGUGUCGCACCUCUGCGUUGAGUUACCUUCGCCGUCAUCAACACCUACAUUUCUGGACCCAACCGGACAUGAGGUCCCAAUAUGGUCGACUAUACUCCAGUACAAAUCCGUGCAUGAUCAUAACGCUCUCACUGUUUACAAUGGCGCCCUCAUUUUAGUCCUGCAAUUCAUUUUGAGCUUAGACAUCGCCACCGACCAGCAUGAUCAUGCGCAGCGCCUUCAAGCAAGGGUGCAUGAGGCGGGGAUAGUCAUUUGCCGUAGCGUCGAAUAUCAUUAUGGUCGGCCAUCCGGCGAACGUGGUAGCUUUUUCUUACUUUUUCCGCUCCGAAUGGCAUAUGAUGCAGUUGGAAAAUCAAGUCCAGCGAUAGGAGCGUGGCUCCGGGGCAAACUGGACGAAAUUGCGACUGGCAAGAGAGGAACGUGGAAGUCUGCAAAAACUUUGCUAGAAAUCCGAUAA
Parastagonospora nodorum SN15 is the source of this 1416-nucleotide messenger RNA. RefSeq lists its product as hypothetical. Gene Ontology annotation, molecular function: zinc ion binding; DNA-binding transcription factor activity, RNA polymerase II-specific. Lineage: Eukaryota; Fungi; Ascomycota; Dothideomycetes; Pleosporales; Phaeosphaeriaceae. Bases 1 to 1416 code for a protein of 471 amino acids. The record is from RefSeq and is a predicted model, not a curated record. The transcript has 3 exons. Gene Ontology annotation, biological process: regulation of DNA-templated transcription.